Rhodamnia argentea is the source of this 843-nucleotide messenger RNA. Its product is annotated as signal recognition particle 14 kDa protein. Gene Ontology annotation, biological process: SRP-dependent cotranslational protein targeting to membrane. NCBI's taxonomy places the organism in Eukaryota, Viridiplantae, Streptophyta, Magnoliopsida, Myrtales, Myrtaceae. The coding region runs from base 138 to 491 and encodes 117 amino acids. The transcript has 4 exons. Gene Ontology annotation, molecular function: 7S RNA binding; endoplasmic reticulum signal sequence receptor activity. Gene Ontology annotation, cellular component: signal recognition particle, endoplasmic reticulum targeting. The record is from RefSeq and is a predicted model, not a curated record.
GAUUAAAUUAUAUACAUGCGAUCUAGCCACGCUCAAAAGACUCGGAGUUGGGACGAGAGCGAGAGAGAAGCAAAUCGCUGCCCAAUAUACGCGGCGGCAGAGACGAAAUUAGGGUUUCUCUUACCGCAGAAUUCGCCAUGGUUCUUCUCCAGCCAGACCCCUUUUUGAAUGAACUCACUAGCAUGUACGAGAGAAGUACAGAACAGGGCUCCGUUUGGGUUACUCUCAAACGAUCUUCCUUGAAGUCUAAGGUUCAAAGGAAUAAGAUGAAAACUGCUGGUGACUCGAUUGAGUAUAGAUGCCUCAUCCGUGCAACUGAUGGCAAGAAGACCAUUUCUACCUCGGUAGGAGCUAAAGAUCAUCAGCGCUUUCAAGCUUCUUAUGCCACGAUUCUCAAGGCACACAUGACUGCUCUAAAGAAGAGGGAGAGGAAAGACAAGAAAAAAGCUGCUGAAGGAGCGGUGUCGAAGAAGUCACGCCAAGUGUCGUGAAAGCCAAUUUUUCAGCAAGGCACUUAGGACUGCUCCCAAAAAAAAGGGAGAGGAAGGACAAGACAAAAGCUGCAGAAGUAGAAGAAGAUGCCACAAGGGGUCGCAGAAGCCAAUUUGUUACUAAGUUUUGUCAAUACGAGUACAUUAUCCAUUGAUAUUCAAAUGCUUAUAGUCUCUGGAGAUUUUUUCGACCGGGCGGCCUCUGAUUACUAUAUUUCAGUAGCUAGAGUUUGUGAACAUCUCAUCUUCCGAGUGACCGCUUACAGUCUUUUUUAUGCAUCUUUCUUCGAGUCAGGAGAGUGUACAUUACUCUCUUUGAUUGCUGCUUUGACGUUUUAUGAUCAAUUUCAUC